This is a messenger RNA of Entrophospora candida, 744 nucleotides long. The record is from the annotation of a GenBank genome assembly. Lineage: Eukaryota; Fungi; Glomeromycota; Glomeromycetes; Entrophosporales; Entrophosporaceae.
AUGUUAGAAGAAGUAAGAAAGUGUCGGGAAUUGUUAGAGAAAUUUGAUUCACGAGGAAACUCAGAAUUUAAAAAGUAUUUAGAGAAGAUAGAAGAUCCUAAUUACCAAGGAGGUUCUUGGGCUUUGCCGGAGAAUGCUACUGCUGCUGAAAAAGCAAAAUACGAAAUUUGUGAGAGAAUAUUAGGUUAUCAAGAGGAUAAUAGUUUGUCUGAUGAAGAAUUAAGAAAAAUGACUAAUCUAUCACAAGACCAGUUAGAGGACAUUCUUUUUACUCGCAUAGAAAAAAAAUUACCAUUAGAAAAGUCAAAACCAUUCAUGCCCGAAGAACUGUUUAGACUAGAAAAAGAGAAAUUUAAAAAACACCCUGAAAUUACUAAGAAAUUAAUUUUGAAUAUCUUAAAUGAAAGAUUAAAUGGUCGAAAAAGGAUGAAACCUCGAACCAGUUAUGGCAUAAGAGAUAUUUAUGUCUUGGAAAGAACACUUUAUAAAGACCAAAGAUAUCGUUUUAAAGAUGAAGAGGCCGAAAAGAUAUUUAAAAAACAAAAAUCUCCUCUUUAUCAGAGCAUCAAAAAGGUAGUUUUGCGAAAACUAAUCUUACUAGAUGAAGCCAAGGAUUUAAGAGAUUUAGACAAAUUGCCAAAUAAUCGUUUAGAAAAGUUAAAAGGAACUGAAAGAACUUACAGCAUUAGAAUUAAUGAUCAAUAUCGCAUUGUUUUCGAUUGGACAGAUGCUAAUGCUUAUAAU